Eleginops maclovinus (Patagonian blennie) is the source of this 2253-nucleotide messenger RNA. RefSeq names its product chromobox homolog 5 (HP1 alpha homolog, Drosophila) (gene cbx5). The transcript has 5 exons. Bases 216 to 818 code for a protein of 200 amino acids. Lineage: Eukaryota; Metazoa; Chordata; Actinopteri; Perciformes; Eleginopidae. Gene Ontology annotation, cellular component: pericentric heterochromatin; nucleus. The record is from RefSeq and is a predicted model, not a curated record. Gene Ontology annotation, biological process: negative regulation of transcription by RNA polymerase II; chromatin organization. Gene Ontology annotation, molecular function: chromatin binding.
GCCUUUAACGCGCGCUUUUCUACGCACAGACCUGCACAGCACCAUUUAUGCGAUUCAGGCUACAUGCUAAAGUAGGACCAGCGUUGGCCUCUCAGACGAAGGUAUACAAAAGACACGGUAUUGCCAGAUUGAACUGCUUAACACCAUCAGUCUACACGGCCAAAGGGAAGUGCCAUUGGCCUGCGACAGCGUAGCAUUCAGCAACAAACUUUGCUAUGGGCAAAAAGUCUCGCGAAGACGACUCCUCGUCCUCUGAUGAGGAAGAGUAUGUUGUGGAGAAGGUGCUGGACAGGAGGGUGGUGAAAGGCAGGGUUGAGUUCUUCCUGAAGUGGAAAGGAUAUUCAGAAAAGCACAACACCUGGGAGCCUGAGAAGAACCUGGGCUGCCCUGAGCUAAUUUCAGAAUUCAUGAAGACCUACAAGAAAGGCAGCAGUGGUGGAAGCUCCUCGUCCAGCGCUGGGGCAAACAAAUCAGUCACAGCCUCCUUGGGACGAUCCAAAGACUCCAGUAGCUCAAAGAAGAGAAGCUCUGAUGAUGAUGAGGAGGGGGGAAGUAAGCCCAAAAAGUCGAAGGAGGAGGACAUCCUUGUUGCCCGUGGCUUUGAGAGAGGACUCGAGCCAGAGAAGAUUAUUGGAGCAACUGACUCAUGUGGAGACCUAAUGUUUCUUAUGAAGUGGAAAGACUCUGAUGAGGCAGAUCUCGUGCUUGCCAAGGAAGCCAAUCAUAAGUGCCCACAGAUCGUCAUAGCCUUCUAUGAGGAACGUCUCACCUGGCAUGAAGACAGUGACAAGAAGGAGAAGGACGUGGUUAGCGCGUGAGUGCGCGCCUCAGGAGGAAAUCGUACCUCCUCCACUGCAGGGACAACCUUGAGUCAGACAUUUUUUCACACCCAAACCUCCCAUCCUUGCUCUUCACCAUGUCCAACAAGGACCAUGAACACAAUCAUGUUAUCUCCAUCCAUGCCCCAUUGGAGCACAAAGGCCCCAGGCUGCUGAGAAGGAUCCAUCAGACGGGAGGGGAAGCUGUAGCGGACAAGGGUGACAUGCUACUGGGGAGGGUUUCUGCUGUUAUGUCUUUGUAUUACCUUUUUUAUUUUUUUUAAAUGUUUUAAAACAUCAUGUUUUAGAUAUGGUUGCCAGUAAGGUAUGUUGCGUCCAUGAGCACAUGUGGCCAACCUUUAAAACUCAUGACCCUGGGUUGGUACAAGCUGUGUUUACUAUAAGCUCCUUGUAGGCAGUACUUCUUUUUGGUUUUAUAACCCAGCAACACCACUGAGGAUAAACCGUAGUAUCUAUAUUCAGGAAGCGAUCACCGCAGCACUUCAUAAUCACUUGUUUUUAAAAGAAACUUUUUUCUUCUUUUAGAUUUGUUUUUCCUGUUUACAGGACAGAACUACUCAAUUUGAAAACUUGCGGACACCGGCCAAUUGAAAAAGACUUUGUAUUGUAGUGAUGAUGUCCUUGUUUCUUUUUUUUCAUUGUAAUUUUCCUUAUUUCCAAGUUUUGUCUUAUGAAAUUCGUGUGGUGUUUUUCUAUUUCUUCACUCAAUCCCCAGUUUAAGAAAAAGGACAAUAAAACACAAACAUUAUGCUCAGUUUUGUACUUUUUUUUUGUUUUUUUGUGUUUAACGGCAGUGUUAUCUUUGGACCUGUCUCAUGUUCACUGGUUUGACAAUCCUUACUGUAUUCACAGAGAAUAAAACCAGCAUUUAUCACUGUUCAUCGGGGUCUGCCACCUUGUGGCUAAAGGAUGAAAAUCUUUCGGACUGUGACCAUUCUCUAUAAUGACAACACUGGCGUUUUGAUGGUGUUCUUAAACUAUUUAGUGAUACUUUCAUACUUUGUUAAAAUUCACCCCACAGUUAAGGUAUUGUUGUUCAUAUCAUUGUACGGUUAAACCGCUUACUGAUUGGAUACUGCAAACCUUCGGUUUUGUUUUGUUGGGUAAUUUAAUAAUUCUCUCCCAUAAUCAUGACAUUUUUCAGGUAUGUUUUGCUUCCAGGGAGCUUACGUCAAUUCUUGUACACAAGAUUGAUGCCGGUUUUGUAGUGUGCUGUGCUCCAACAUGGACUCUUAGGACCAAAUGUUUACCGUCUACAGACAGAUCUGUUCUUCUUUAAUGAGCAUUGUUAAUGAGAGCUGCAACCUUUCCCCCUUUCAUACAUACAGUACAUUAACCAUGUCUCUUGAUAUCAAGAUUAAGGCUUUGUUGUAACUUCCUUUAUAUUAAAAUUGUUUUGUCGUUUCACACCUUU